Humulus lupulus (European hop) is the source of this 2138-nucleotide messenger RNA. RefSeq lists its product as uncharacterized. The record is from RefSeq and is a predicted model, not a curated record. NCBI's taxonomy places the organism in Eukaryota, Viridiplantae, Streptophyta, Magnoliopsida, Rosales, Cannabaceae. The transcript has 7 exons. Bases 287 to 1876 code for a protein of 529 amino acids.
CUAGCUGCCAUUACAGCCCUCUUCUCUCUUUUCGCCUUUACUCUCUUUCUUUCUUUCCAACAACAGAGCUUUCAUUGUGCAACCUUCUUAUUCACUCUGCCCUUCCUGUCUCUUUUCUUUCCUUCUUUCCUCUUGAGAAAACAAAUAUACUCACUGACGUGUAGAAAAAGUGGCAUAACAAUGUCUGUGGGGUCUCCUACUUAAGUGGGUUUCCUUCAAAUUUGGUGCUUUGAAUCUCCAUGUUCGAGCAUUUUGCUUCUUUGAUGUUCUACUGUGAAGAACGACAAUGGCGCGGAGUUUGACUGCUUUGCUUCUCAUUUUGGUGAUUUUUUCUUCUGGCUAUGCUUCAGUUUCAGCCACACCUCCUGCAAAAAUUGUAAGUGGGGUUGUUUCAAAUGUGGUAUCUGCACUAGUUAAAUGGCUUUGGUCAUUAAAAUCCACCACCAAAACUGCAAUUUCUAGCCGUUCGAUGAUGAAAUUUGAGAGUGGGUAUACUGUGGAAACAGUAUUUGAUGGAAGUAAAAUGGGAAUAGAACCUUACUCGGUUGAAGUAUCUCCAAGUGGGCAGCUUCUCGUUUUGGAUUCUGAGAAUAGUAACAUCUACAAGAUCUCAACACCAUUGUCACGAUAUAGCCGGCCUAAGCUAGUUGCUGGGUCACCUGAAGGAUAUGCUGGGCAUAUAGAUGGCAAACCGAGAGAAGCAAGAUUGAAUCACCCUAAAGGACUGACUGCAGAUGACAGGGGAAAUAUUUACAUUGCUGACACAAUGAACAUGGCUAUCAGGAAGAUAAGCGAUACAGGGGUUACAACAAUUGCUGGUGGAAAAUGGGGCCGAGGAGGUGACCAUGUUGAUGGUCCAAGUGAAGAUGCAAAGUUUUCUGAUGACUUUGAUGUCGUUUAUAUUGGAAGUAGCUGCUCUCUUUUGAUUAUAGACAGAGGAAACCAGGCAAUUCGAGAGAUCCAACUCAAUUAUGAUGACUGCUCAUACCAAUAUGACAGCAGUUUCCAUUUGGGUAUAGCAAUGCUGGUUGCAGCAGCAUUCUUUGGUUACAUGUUGGCUCUACUUCAGCGCAGGGUGCGGGCUAUGUUUUCUUCACAAGAGGUGAGUAAUGCCCCUCAAAUUCAAGAUAGAAUUUUCCAAAAUUGUCCAAAUCCCAGAAGUAGGAUAUAUUGGUCAUAUAAGGAUGCAAGAACUCCCAUGAAGAGAGCCAUGCCAAUGGCACCAUAUCAGAAGCCUCCUAACUCUGUCAGGCCCCCUUUAAUUCCACCCGAGGAUGAAUCUGAGAGAUCAGAAGAGGGUAUUUUCGGUUCAUUUGGGAGGCUUAUCCUCAACACUGGCUCAUCUGUGGCUGAAAUAUUUGGGGGGUUGUUUUCAGGCUUUAGAAGCAAACCUCGUCAUUAUCAGAUUCAGCAUCAAUUUCAUCAACAAAACAAAUAUUCAAAUUCAUGGCCCAUGCAAGAAAGCUUUGUAAUUCCAGAUGAAGAUGAGCCUCCAUCACUAGAAAUGAGAACCCCAACACCAAAGAGAACCUAUCCAUUCAUGACCAAAGAACUGGAAAAGAGUCACCAUGUGAAGCAGAGCCGAGCUUAUUACAACACGUGGGAUGGUGAAUAUCGCCAACAGCAACAGCAGCAGCAGGUGCAGCCACAGCAGCAGCAUCAACAGCAGCACCACCACAGGCAUUAUUCAGCUAGUCCAGAAACUUACUACGAGAAGAGUUGUGAGACGAAUGAGAUAGUCUUUGGAGCAGUUCAAGAGCAGGACGGCCGGCGUGAAGCUGUGGUUAUAAAGGCUGUAGACUAUGGAGAUCCUGUUUAUAAUCACCACAACAUCCGACCCCGGCUCAAUUACAUGGGUUAUUCCCAUGUGUAUUGAUCUUGCUUGCAUCUAUGCACAAAGGACAAAGAACACUCUCUAACGUUGUACCAAAAAUGAGAUGAGAUUAAGUGAACGUAGGAAGUAGGCCUUUAAUGUUUUCUUGUAGUGUAGAGUUUAUGUAAGAAAGUAAUAUACUAGCUUGAUGUGUAUCUUCUUUUAUGUAGCAGAAAUCCCAGUAAAACAGAUUAGUAUUCCGGGUUUCAUAGCUUAUUGAAACUUGGUAGUCCUUUGGUAUCAACUUAGCAAGUUUUGUUCCAAA